Molecule: messenger RNA, 73 nt
Organism: Didymodactylos carnosus
Lineage: Eukaryota; Metazoa; Rotifera; Eurotatoria; Philodinida; Philodinidae
Source: the annotation of a GenBank genome assembly
AUGUGUACUCCCCGGGGAGUCCCUAGGGAGUCACCCUCAUACUCCCCAGGGAGUCCCCAACAUAUACAAUCCC